Rangifer tarandus platyrhynchus (Svalbard reindeer) is the source of this 987-nucleotide messenger RNA. The record is from the annotation of a GenBank genome assembly. Lineage: Eukaryota; Metazoa; Chordata; Mammalia; Artiodactyla; Cervidae.
AUGUCUUCUUGCCGAGUGGGGCUCCGUUUGGCUGCCUGUUUAUUAAACAUUUCAGAAGCCAGAAAAAAGUACAUUGUUGAGAACAUAGCAAAAGCUGCUCUUCUUGAAAGAAAUGGACAGAGACACCCUGAAGUAACAGUGCUCAAUAUAUUUUCUGAUCCGGAGUAUAAUAGAUCAGUUAUUACAAUAGCAGCUUCUAUUGAGGAGAUAGGCAAUUCCGUUCUGGCUGCCUGCUUGGAAGCCUUCCAGUCUAUCAAUAUGGAGGUUCAGGAGGGGAUCCAUCCUUGCCUGGGAGCAGUGGACCUGAUUCCCAUUUACCCUCUCUCUGGUGUCGGAGUGGAAGAGUGUGGUGCUGUGGCCAGAAGCCUCGCUGAGAAUCUGGUCCUGAGUAUUCCUGGCUGCAGUGUGUUUCUCUUUGGUGAGGCUGACCUGCCCGAGAAGCGCCCCCUUGUCCAGAGAAGGAAGCAGCUGGGCUGGUUCACAAGAAGGGAUUUCAGCGCUCUUAAACCUGACCUGGGAGCUGCACCUGCCAGAAGAUGUGGUUUGACAGGCAUCGGCGCUAGCCCGUACGUGAUGAACUGCAAUGUUACCAUAGAUUCUCAAGACUUGGCUCUGGGAAAAGAAAUUGCUAGUGCCAUUCGGGGCUCAAACGUGAAUGGACUGAAGGGCGUCCAGACGAUGGCUUUUCCUCAUGAAGGGAAAAUUGAGAUAGCUUGCAACGUAGAGAGCUUUGAAGAUCAAGAAGUUACAGAAACCUCUGAAGGCUCUCAAUACAUGGCUUACAGUGUCCUUGGGGACCAUUUUUAUUAUGUAUCUCCUCAUUAUAUAGAAGCUCAAGUUAAAAAAUUGGCAAAUGAUCAAGGAAUCGGUACAAUAGGGAGAGCAUUAAUUGGAUUUACACCCCAAGAGUGCAAGAGCUGUGCUGAGUAUGCAAUCAAAGAAAGCAUUGGGGAGUUCUGGAAGAUACGUGGAGGUGUUUUCAUGUGA